AUGGCUGACGAGCCAUCCAGUCAGUCGGUCGAGAGGAUGGACCCAAUUCCCGAAUCUCGACCGGCCUCGCCAGCACAACCGGAACCGACACAUCCACCGCCACGUCGUGAGGGGGGAUUCGGAAUGCCAUCGGCCCUGAAGAGGACAAGUACUCAGCCGAUCGAGGCGGAGAACACAGGGUCGUCGACUCGGCACCACCGAGGGCAGUCCGUAUCUAACAGCCUACGACCGGUGGAUUCAAAUCGAAGUCGAGCACGAGCCGGGUCAACUACUAGCUCCCGCUAUCGCAGAAGUGCCAAUAUGGAGCGGCAACCGACUUUCAUGAAUCCUGGGAUGCGGAAGCGGACGACGACCUGGAACCUGAAUGGGCCAAGUGCCCUUGGAGGGCGACCAGUACGCCGCAGGACGAUACUUCUCGGUAAUGGCGCUUCUUCCGCUGUCGAUGUCGGAGAUAACCAUUCUGCGGCUGGAUUUACACUCUCCGGCCCAGGUAACCCGCUCGAGUCUAUCGUCGCAAACCAAGCGUACGUUGACCCUGGGUAUACCGACCUGAAUCCAGCUUACGAGCAAGCGACAAAUAACCGUCCAGUGUGGGGUCUUGCAAAGCCUCUACCUCACGUUGUCCGUCCUGGCAUGAUUCCAACUCAGCGCGAAUUCCGCGAACAAGCCCCAGGGCAGCUGCAGCAUGAGCAACAAGCGCAUGAGGAGUUUGACCUGGAGGCUGGCCGUGUCGAGUCGACAAUCAAUCCCCACAAGAUCUCAAGUGCUCUUCAAGCAGCCCAACAAGACCGAGAGUUUAGACUGCUUAGGACUUACACGGGCCAGAGUUACACCGGUGGCUUUUCUGGACGCAAGGUUUCGGUGUCGUCGGGCCAAGGAAAGCCGUCGACGUCAGAGGACCUCGGAAAGCUGGACAAGUCUGACGCUGAACAAGCAACCCAAAGGGCCCGCCGCCAAAGUGUGACCGUUACUGAGCUUGCUUCAGUCGCCGAGCAGAAAACACCCGAUGAAGAUGAUCACACCAACGGCAGAGGCUAUUUCGAAAGCAGCCCUGCUCAAGGCGUGGAGACCAUCGACAACGACUGGGUCGAAGAUGAACAACUGGAGCCGUACGAUCCGGAGCUCGAUGAGAUCCACAACCUCCACACCCACUGGUCCGUGAUCCGUCUGAAGUUCCGCGAACCCCUCGCUGAGCUCCUCGCCGUCACAUGUCAGCUCACCCUGGGCUUCUGCACCGAUCUAGUCGUCACUUGCUCCAAGAACAGCUCUGGCAAUGCUAUAUCCGCUGAUUGGGCGUGGGGUCUCGCCGCCAUGGUAGGCAUCUAUAUCGCUGGUGGGAUUUCCGGUGCGCAUCUCAAUCCGGCAAUGUCAAUUAUGCUCUGGAUCUAUCGCGGCUUCCCAUUGCGCAAGAUUCCCUCAUAUGCCAUAGCCCAAGUCCUUGGUGCGUUUCUAGCAGCGCUUAUCUCAUUCGGUCUCUUCCGCAAUAGCAUUGUCGAGUUCGCCAACACCGCAGACCUUGCCAACACCAACACAGCGUCCGCUUUCAUCACGUACCCUCGCAACACGUGGAUUGACCCUGUGACGGCGUUCUUCACCGAGUUUACAGGUACGGCCAUCAUGGCUGUCGCUAUCUUAGCGCUUGGAGAUGACAGCAACGCGCCUCCUGGAGCGGGUAUGAACGCCCUGAUCGUUGGACUCAUCGUUGUAGUCAUUUCGAUGGCGCUUGGAUGGAAUACAGGGCUCGCCAUGAACCCAGCUCGAGACAUCGGACCGCGGCUAGCCCUCCUUGCCCUGGGCUAUGGGACCGAAACCAGCUUUAACGGGUCCUACUGGUUCUGGGGGCCGUGGUGCGGGCCUAUACUGGGCGCGAUAUUUGGUGCGUUCCUAUACGAUAGUGCAAUCUUCGUCGGAGGCGAGUCUCCCGUGAACUACCCGCGGAAGAGAGUCAAGCGGGCGCUCCGCAAGAAGAAGAGCAAGUGGAACAAGCGCUUCCAGGUUGUCACUCGGGGCAUUAAAGUCGGCCGUCCUAAGUACGCCAGCGACGAUUGGAAAUUCGAGUUCGAUAAGGCGUCUUAA
Molecule: messenger RNA, 2076 nt
Organism: Diaporthe amygdali
Lineage: Eukaryota; Fungi; Ascomycota; Sordariomycetes; Diaporthales; Diaporthaceae
Exons: 1
Coding region: 1-2076 (691 amino acids)
Biological process (GO): glycerol transmembrane transport; water transport
Cellular component (GO): plasma membrane
Molecular function (GO): glycerol channel activity; water channel activity
Source: RefSeq, a predicted model, not a curated record